Molecule: messenger RNA, 1693 nt
Organism: Pimephales promelas (fathead minnow)
Lineage: Eukaryota; Metazoa; Chordata; Actinopteri; Cypriniformes; Leuciscidae
Biological process (GO): regulation of transcription by RNA polymerase II
Cellular component (GO): nucleus
Molecular function (GO): DNA-binding transcription activator activity, RNA polymerase II-specific; RNA polymerase II cis-regulatory region sequence-specific DNA binding
Source: RefSeq, a predicted model, not a curated record
GGAGAAGAAGAAGAAGAGAAGUGAGCGAGGGAAGUAAACAUAAACGUGAGAGAAGUGAAACGCGGCCGUUCAUUCUGCUCUAAACCCGCUGUGCGACCACCACAGUUCACUCCUUCGGUCAGUGAAGCUCCCACAGCCGUUCACGAGAGUUUAAAUGCUGGGAAAUAUUCCCAUCUUCCCACAAGAGGAACUACUUCAGGAGAACUAGUGUAAAGAUGGAGAUCAAUGAAGAUCCCUGCAGAGUAAAAGAUGAAGAAACAGAGGAACAAAUAGACCUGAUGAAAGUGAAUGAAGACAAACAGCACCAUUACACAAAUGAAGAUGGAAAACUGACAUACAAAAAAGAAGCUAAACAACAUCCGUUCAAAAAUGAAGAUGGAAAUUCAGUCAUUUCAAAGACUGAAGAGAAUUUCACACGGCAAAAAGAAGGAAAAUCUGGUGUCAAAGAAUUUUUCACCUGCUCAGGGUGUGGAUUGUUUUACGUGCAUGAAUCAGACCUUAAGAAACACAUGAGAAUUCACACUGCUAAAAAGCCGAUCACUUGCAUUUACUGUGGAAAGAGAUUUACAUAUAAAUCAGAGCUUAAGAAACAUAAGAGAGUUCACACAGGAAAAAAAACAGAAAUCUGUUCUGAGUGUGGAAAGAGUUUCAUACAUAAAGGAGCCCUAAAUGUGCACAUGAGACAUCACACUGGAGAAAGACCGUUCACAUGCACUCAGUGUGGAAAGAGUUACAGAUCCAAAAGCGUUCUCACCACUCAUCUGCGCCGUCACUCUGAUGUGAGGUCAUUCAGCUGUGACCAGUGUGAUAAAACAUUUGUUUUGGAAUCAGGCUUAAAAGCGCACCUUAAAACUCAUACUGGUGUAAAGCCUCACUUUUGUUCUUUAUGUGGAAAGUGUUUUAAACGACUGGCCUAUUUAAAAGUGCAUGAGCGUAUUCAUACUGGUGUGAGACCUCAUGUGUGCUCUGACUGUGGGAAGACCUUCAUAUCAUUCGAUUCCUUAAAAGUACACCUGAGAGUUCAUACUGGAGAGAAACCGUACAAGUGCUCGCACUGUGGAAAGAGCUUCGCUCGGUCACGAGGCUUGAAAAUUCAUGAGAGAGUUCAUACUGGAGAGAAACCGUACAAGUGCUCGCACUGUGGAAAGAGCUUCGCUUGGUCACGAGGCUUGAAAAUUCAUGAGAGAGUUCAUACUGGAGAGAAACCGUACAAGUGCUUGCACUGUCGAAAGAGCUUCGCUCAGUCACGAGGCUUGAAAAUUCAUGAGAGAGUUCAUGCUGGAGAGAAACCGUACAAGUGCUCGCACUGUGGAAAGAGCUUCGCUCGGUCACGAGGCUUGAAAAUUCAUGAGAGAGUUCAUACUGGAGAGAAACCGUACAAGUGCUCUUCAUUGAGUGCAUUUAUUAAAACGUGAUUAAUGAACGUAUGCAUGGAAAACAGCAUGAAGAAAUUUUAUUCUAGUGUUUGUUAUAUACCACUUGUUUGCAGUACAUACUACGAUAGACAUAAUUAAACACUAAACAGCUUUCACUUGUAAAAGAGAAGGGCAAUUUAGAAAUAUAUCUUCAUUGAUCUUCGGGACAGCACUUUUGCAAGGUUCUCAAUUUUGUGUUGGUUCCAUGUCAUCGCCUGGAUAGUGAUGUCUGUUCUAGCUAAACAGUACAUGAAAAAAAAAUCAUUUAAUAAAAAAUC